AUGUUGACAUCCAUCAGGGCUCUUUGGCAGAUGUUCCAGGGCGGCUUGAAAGGUCACUUUUGCAGGUGCUUCCGUUGUGGCAAUCACCGACCUCACCUGGCGCUCUUCCUGGACUCAGCCAGCCUUGUCGUGUUGACUUCAUUUUUUUUCUUGGUCUCCAGACCUCUCUCAUCCAUGCCUCUUUGUAUACUGCACCAUGCACUGGUUGCAGAACUUGCUGUCGGUCUUUGCAGAGAGAACCGACAUGCGGUAGUGGUGUGGGUUGAUGAUGGCCAAGGGUUUAAAUGUGCAUUGUUGCCAGGCUUCACACAGAGUGCUGCAACCGACAGUACCUGGUCGCUAACGGCGCAUAGCAGCGAAGAACUAUAUAUAUAUGCUGUGUAA
Molecule: messenger RNA, 384 nt
Organism: Durusdinium trenchii
Lineage: Eukaryota; Dinophyceae; Suessiales; Symbiodiniaceae
Source: the annotation of a GenBank genome assembly